ACGCAGGAGCGGGGCUGCGCGGAGGGCGAGCUGCCGCAGAGAGGCCCCUGCCAGCCGGGCACCAGCGUCAACCUGGAGGGCAUCGUGUGGCACGAGACGCAGGAAGGUGUGCUGGUGGUGAACGUGACCUGGAGGAAGAGGACGUACGUGGGGACUCUGUUGGACUGCACCAAACACGACUGGGCUCCUCCCAGGUUCUGCGACUCCCCGUGCUCGGACCCUGACCUUCCCGGCGCUCGCGGUCGGGGGAAGAGGCUGCGUUUGGCUCUGGGCGACCGCUCCUGCCUCGACUCUCCCGCCGCUAAAGUCCGCGCGCUGACGGCGCCGCACCGGAGCAGAGGAGGCGCCGCCAGCUCUCUCCACAAGGGGCGCCGCGGCAGCCUCAACCUCAUCAACGCCAACGGACGCUCCUCCUUCUUCACCGUGGACGAUGUCAAAUCCACCAACAGUUUGUCCGGGAAACGUAAGAACAAACCGCCGGCGGAUUUGGAUUUGAGUUUAGUGGGAGCGGACGAUAUUAAAAACGGCAACGGGAAACGCAUCCGAGCGAAGUCGCGUAGCGCCCCGUCGACGCCGCAAGGAAAAAACGAUCCCUCCUUCAUGGACCCGGGCGGAGGCGGACUGCCCAUCCUCAUCGACUGCCCCCACCCCAACUGCACCAAGAGAUACAAACACAUCAACGGACUGCGCUACCACCAGACGCACGCGCACCUGGAGGCUGAGAAACCCGACGCAGACGCCAUGAAGGACGUGGAGAGCGAGGAGCGGCUGUCCGACUGCGAGGACGCCAUCAGCAGCUACGAGAUUUCGGAAAGUUCGGUGAAGAAAGCGGCGCCAUUAUAUAAAGUCACUACAGUGGGGUCUCCGAAAAACAGGCGGCUUCUGCUGAGCACGGAUCAAAACGCGAAAACACGGCGGACUUCUAUUCUCAAAGACGGACUCAUAGACGAUUUGACGAAUUUACCGAUCAUCUCGAACAUGACGGUGGUGCUUGAAAACUGCAUGGUGCCGGACAGGAACUCCUCCGUGGAGAUGCCCAAACUCGAAGCGGAAGGUUUGAUCGAUAAAAAGAGCAAAAAGGCGAAUGGAAAAGUCGAAAAGAUCUCAAAAUCGAGAAUAAAUCGCCCGAUCGCUCCGGCGCCCGCUCCUCCGAAACUCAUCGCGAUCCCAAACACGUCGUACGGUGCAAACUCAGAAAACCCAGCGGUUCAGCAGCAGCCUCUGAGUUUAACCACCAAAAAUAUUCCGUUAAAACCGAUUAAACCAAAAUUAAGUCUGGUGGUGGAGCCGAGUUUGGUCAAAGCGACGCUCGUGGGGUGUAGCAAAGAGCUCAAAAAGAAGGAGAAGAAGAGAUUGAAAGACAAAUUAGCUAAAGAUAUUGCGAGCAGAGCGGCAAACGGCGAAAACUGUAAACUAGAGGAAAAUGGAACCAAAAUGGUGGUGAAAGAGAUUCCGGGGAGUCUUCUGAAGGAGCACUUGAGCAAACAGGAAGUGCUGAACGGCGUGUCGGAGACGCCGGAGAGCCGCAUGGCGAGUAUCCGAGCGGAGGCCGAUAAAGUCUACACGUUCACGGACAACGCGCCGAGUCCGUCCAUUGGCGGCUCGUCUCGCGUGGACGGCUGCAGUGUGGACAGUAAAAACAACAGCCCCGCGUAUUCGGACAUAUCGGACGCGGGCGAGGACGGCCUCGCCAAAUCCGUGUCGUCCGAGGUUAGUGUUAAUCCGAAUUCGGCGAAGAACCCGGUGAAAGAAAACCCGCAGUCCCCUUAUUACCAUGGUUACGAGCCGUACUACCUCCAGGGAUACGCGCCACCCGACAGACAGAGGAAGGAGCGCAAAGACGAGGCCAAGGAAGACGAGAAGAGCUCAGAGUUUUCCGAAAGUAAAAAAUCAGACGGACAAUCGCAGCUGCAGUUAGCCAUGAGUCAAACGGCACUGGCGCAGUCGUUGUAUUACGGCCAGUACUCGCGGGGGAUGUACGUGGACCAGAAGUUGGUCCUGAGCUCCAAGUGCUGCGACCAGAAGCCGAGGGGCCGAGACGCGGACGACCUGAGGCCGGGGAAAGACGGGAGCAGCGGGAAAAGCCCCAAAGCGGCGCAUCCGUACGUGGAGCUAAGCGCAGACAGGGGGCAGCAGAGGGACACUGACGAGCUCUCUCAGGCGGAGCUGGACUCUAGCGCCCCCUACGCCACUAGGUGCUACUCGGACUGUGACUCCCGGAUCUGCGGCACUGCGGCGAUCGGUCCUUACAUUUCAAACCUGCUGACAGAACUUUUCCACAACGUCCAGAAGUGUCCCUCUUCCUCAGACGGCGGCGCCUGGAGGAGCUUCGUCCACGGCAAAUACGGCGAGGAGGAUCCGGGCGGCGCUCCGGAGCUCACGCCCGCCGCCCAGGACCGAGACGGGAAGGCGGGCGACGAGCAGGACCACCAGGGGGCGCCGUGCGAGGACAGCCAGAGCGCCAGGGCGGCCGUGUCUCCCCCGUCGCCGCAGCCCUACGCCCAGUACCACCCCCCCGCCUACCCGCCCUACCUGCCCGGCAUCAGCGAGACGUCCGCGGGCAACUACAGGGGCCUGUCCCCCACGCUGGUCCACUCCUACCCAGAUGUUUCCGGCCUGGAACGUGCCGUGUUUCCUGCAGGUUUUCAUUACCCUCUGUACGGGAAGACGGCCGGGCGAGAGGAGCAGGAGGGCGCAGUGACCAGAGGGGGCGCCGUCAGCACUAAACACUCAGACUCCACAGGGUUAGAGCUGCUGCCUCAGACGCACCAGUGCCACGGGAAAUCUCCAGCCACCAAGAAGAAGGGCUCUCCUGCAGAACUAUCUCCCGGGGAGAAAGGUUCUCCGGAGACAGACUCGGACAGGACCCACGUGUCGUUUGGACGUCACCUCCACAGUCACCACUCUGCCCUCGGACUGAGCUACGGCCUGGUGCAGCCGCAGUACGACCUGUACACAGAACAUCCACACAACCUCCAGCGUAUUCUCCGACCGACCGCGCCACCUCCAGCUGAGCCCGGUCCUCCCGCAGACUCCUGGACCGGACCGGACCUGGACUCAAGCCGGGGUCCACAGUGCAGGACCACGGGAGGAUCGCGCGUUUACAGGGACGCACCAGCAGGGGGAGACAGAACCACCGCCAACGCCAACGCCGCAGACUCCGCCCCCGACACGUGA
This is a messenger RNA of Boleophthalmus pectinirostris (great blue-spotted mudskipper), 3177 nucleotides long. RefSeq names its product zinc finger protein 608 (gene znf608). Gene Ontology annotation, biological process: regulation of transcription by RNA polymerase II. The record is from RefSeq and is a predicted model, not a curated record. NCBI's taxonomy places the organism in Eukaryota, Metazoa, Chordata, Actinopteri, Gobiiformes, Gobiidae. The annotation marks the transcript as partial. Gene Ontology annotation, cellular component: nucleus. The transcript is spliced from 10 exons.